Messenger RNA from Morchella importuna, 867 nucleotides. RefSeq lists its product as uncharacterized. Lineage: Eukaryota; Fungi; Ascomycota; Pezizomycetes; Pezizales; Morchellaceae. Bases 1 to 867 code for a protein of 288 amino acids. Gene Ontology annotation, molecular function: protein binding. The transcript has a single exon. The record is from RefSeq and is a predicted model, not a curated record.
AUGGCCGACCUCGAUUUUUCAAAUCCUCGAGCCUGUGACCUUCACCUCGCGGUGAUGGCAUCCAAGCGUAUCGAUAUCUUCCGACGCAUCAUUCCCAUCACCACAAGAUUUCCUGCCCAUAAAGACUUCAAGCCGACAAUCGACAUACCUCCACGUCCUUGCCCUAGCCUAGGUGUGCUUGACCGCCUUCCCAUGGAUCUUCAUAUUGCAAUCUUCAAGCGUCUCAAUGUGCCCACCAUCUGUGCCAUGCGCCAGGUCAACUCCUAUGCAAAGUCCGUCGUGGAGAUAGUCCCAGCCUUCAACAACACACGAAAGUACGCUCCUCACGCUUUCAAGGCCAUCCUCCUGACAGGUGCCUGUGGCAUAUUCACCAUACAGGAUCUUUUCAACGUCCUUGUUGCCCCGGGCUGUCACAUCUGCGGAGAAUUUGCCGCCCAACUAUACCUUCCAUCACUUUCUCGGGUCUGCACCAACUGCCUUGAGCUCUCUCCGGAGAUGGAAACAAUAAAGAUUUUCUAUGCUAAAGAUCUCUUUGGCCUCACCAAUAACCAGAUCAAAGAGAUGACUAGUGUCGUUAAUGGGAUUGCCGGGUGGUAUCACGACUACACUGCGUUCAGCUCUGUUAAGAGUACACCCACCCUUGUUUCUAGAGCCAUGGUGGAGGCUGCCGCAAUUCGCUUUCACGGAAGUCGGCCCAAUAUGGAGAGCUUCGUUGAGAAACGCAAAAAGAACACAGAAAGCCGCCGCAUUCAUAUUAAAUUUGAAGAAAAUGGGCAGACAAGGCAGAGGGUUACUGUCCAAUUCCCGUUGCUGUACAUUAAGAGGGGGAAACCGCUGACGGACUUUACUGUCGCGGUUGUCAGUUGA